CCCAGUCCUCACCUAUUCCCCAAACCCCAAUUAAAACCACCUCCCCCAGAUCCGCCGCCCGCCGCCGCCUAUGUAGCUCGCCGGCGCCGCCACCGGACCACCGCAAUGGGCCGCCCAUCUCAAAAGCGCCACCGCACCUCCGCCAUGUCCCAGACCCUCCCCUCCUCCCCCACCCACUCCUCCUCCUCCUCCGAUUUCGAAUUCACCAUUUCCAUCUCGCCGCGAAAAUCCUCCGCCGCCCUCUGCCCCGCCGACGAGCUCUUCUACAAGGGGCAGCUCCUCCCCCUCCACCUCUCCUCCCGCCUCUCCAUGGUACGGACUCUCCUCCUCUCCUCCGCCUCCACCUCCUCCUCCUCCGACACCACCACCACCGCCUCCCGCGACUCCACCGCCUCCUCCUCCUCCUCCUCCUCCGCCGCCGAUCUCUGCGACUCCUCCCGCCCCAGCUCCGUCGCCGACGACGAAUUCAAACGCCUCACCGGCGCCGCCGUAAGAAAACCCUCAAAAUACUUCUCUCUAUCAAAAUUCUCCGCCGUCUUCCGCAACAAGGAGACCGGCGGCGGCUCCGGCGGAGGCGCCGCCGUGAGACGGGUCAGCACAACCGCGAAGGAAGUCAUCCGGAAGUACUUGAAAAAGGUGAAGCCUUUCUACGAAAGGCUCUCUCAGAAGCACCCUCCGCCGCCGGCCAAAGCUUCCCGGCCUCCGGCGCCACCGCCGCCGCCUUCAAUUAACAGCCACCAGAAAGAUUCUUCGAAUAUUCCGUUAUCGUUCUCAGGGAAUCUUUGGUACCCUCGAAGACGGAGAAGCUGCAAUUCGAGCUGCCCGUCGUCGAUGAUGUCAUCCCCAACCCGAACCGGGUACGGGUUCGGGCAGGGGCAGGGGCAGGGGCAAAUGGGUCGGGCUGGUGGGCCGAAUUCGGACUCGUCUUCCAUGGAAGAGCUGCAGAAUGCGAUUCAGGGAGCCAUUGCACAUUGUAAGAACUCAUUGCUCAAGAACAAGAUCAGUUGAAGACGAAAUUGAAAUUAAAAUUAAAACUAAAAUUAAUAUUCUAAUUUAAUUUUGGCUUUCUGUUUUUUGUUUUUAAAUUGUGGUUUUUCUGGAUUUAUGUAAAAUAAUUAUUAACUGAGAUCAGCAAUUUCUUCGA
Andrographis paniculata is the source of this 1144-nucleotide messenger RNA. RefSeq names its product probable membrane-associated kinase regulator 1. The transcript has a single exon. Bases 106 to 1008 code for a protein of 300 amino acids. Gene Ontology annotation, cellular component: plasma membrane. Gene Ontology annotation, molecular function: kinase inhibitor activity. The record is from RefSeq and is a predicted model, not a curated record. NCBI's taxonomy places the organism in Eukaryota, Viridiplantae, Streptophyta, Magnoliopsida, Lamiales, Acanthaceae.